AUGGCGGAUAGUCGUUGCUGGAGACUGAAUAUGAACCAGCGUUGUCAGCAGAGCUCCUACUACUCGCAGAGAAGGCGCCAUGUUGUCUCCCUGGCGCCUGGCCCGUCUGGAAGGCCUCUGCCGCCCUCCGCCAACUCACUCGUCGAUCGCGAUGGAGGCGCCCUCGCCACUGGCUACGAGGAUUCGCUCCCCGGAAAUUCGGAGAUAUACAAGGCGCAUGUCGGAUUGCAUGACGUUAAACGUUUUUUUGAUUUAGUUUAUGGUGUUGGACGUUUUUAUACAUAGAGUAAAGGAUAGCAAUAUCUCAAUUAAUAAUUGGUUUAAGAUAUUUAACAAACUGAAGUUUGCCAUUUCCAUCAACUGUUUUCAUUACUGUCUCAGAUCAAUAGGUCACAGUUGGACAGGAAGACAGUAAGUUAAUGUCUAAAGUAACGUCUAAAAUAUGGAUACUAAACAUAAAGAAGAAGAUUUACGUGUUUUAAG
Messenger RNA from Gryllus bimaculatus (two-spotted cricket), 483 nucleotides. Lineage: Eukaryota; Metazoa; Arthropoda; Insecta; Orthoptera; Gryllidae. The record is from the annotation of a GenBank genome assembly.